This is a messenger RNA of Brachypodium distachyon (stiff brome), 674 nucleotides long. RefSeq lists its product as uncharacterized. The record is from RefSeq and is a predicted model, not a curated record. The transcript has a single exon. Lineage: Eukaryota; Viridiplantae; Streptophyta; Magnoliopsida; Poales; Poaceae. Bases 227 to 451 code for a protein of 74 amino acids.
AUCUUCAUUUGCAAGACCUAGCAAAACCAGUUACUAGCACGUCGCGCCACGCAUCCCCCUGCUCAAAUCUUCUGAAGGAGUAUAUAUAUGCCUCAUAGCACGAUGCCUCGAUCAUCCAAACAGUUGGAGAUCAACAUCUGACUAUCUGAGCUGUGAAUCCCCUGCGCAUCCAUCCACCAAAAAUUCGACGAAACAGAGUAAGACAAGCAGAGCAGGCAGAGCAGCCAUGCCGUUCGUGCCGGCGUGCGUGCAGUGCGGGACGAGGAGCAACCCGUGCCGGUGCAAGGUGGUCGGGCCGACGCUGGGGUUCGUGGCGUUCCUCGUGACCGGCGUCGUGGAGUGGCCGCUCGGCGCGGCCGUGUACCUGUUCCGCCACCGCAAGGGACGCCGCAUCAUGGGCCACCCGGCCAGGGUCGUCUACCCGCGCGUCACCAGGGCGAUCCCCAUCUAAUCCUCAUCGGGGCGGCGUCCUGCUGAAUCAUGGUCUGGGUGUGUCGUGUUCAUAUUUGACGAUUCAAUAAAAAAAGCCUUGUGUGGUUUGUGUUGAAAGCUUACGAAGCUUCGCUGUGUUUGUAUGUCAACAAUAUAUAACUGGUUCCGUUACUCUCAGAUGUUCUUGCUCUGUCGGAACUUUAGUGCGUUGGUUGCUUAAAAAUUAUAUUUUUCGCUCUUUA